GCUGACUCUGCCCCCAGCACACACCCACAGCCAGCCUGCUCUGAGUGGCAGAUCCCAGGCAAGGAGUGUCCGCCUUUAUAAGAGGGACAGAGUGUAAGGAGAGUGCUGACCCUAGUCUAUUCUGCAGCCGACAGACACCGUCUCCUUCCUACCGCCCUGUGUACACCCCCACCUGCAGCCAGCAUGUCGGACCAGGCUCCCUUUGACACUGAUGUCAUCACCUUGACCCGCUUCGUGAUGGAGGAGGGCAGGAAAGCCAAGGGCACCGGAGAGAUGACCCAACUGCUCAACUCCCUGUGCACGGCUGUCAAAGCCAUCUCAUCGGCAGUGCGCAAGGCUGGCUUGGCCCAUCUGUGAGUAUGCACAGGGCUACUACCUCUAUUACAACUCCCAUGGGACUCGGCCAGCAGCCGAAGUGUCACUGGUUACCUGUGAGCCCAGUGUCUGUACUCGCAGUGCAGUAAUAACUGGUCAUCCCAGAGACACAGUGUUCUGUAUACACAUUCUAUGUGUGACGUCACACAUCCUGAUUGUAUUCAGCACAGAUUCUAUAGGGAGGUGAUGCUACUGUGACUAUCUUCCUGCUUUCAGCCCAGUCCCCAACCAACUACAGAGCUGUGAGUCUGCCACCUAUGGCAACUCACUGGCUGCUGUGGCAUUGCUGGAUAUCAUAAUCUAGUUAUGAUUGUGUGUGGCCGGGUUAUGUGUAAUACUCUCUGUGGGACCAACCAGGGAGUUUUUGUGUGUGUCUCUCGCUCUCUCUCUCUUCUCCGCCCGUCCCCCUCCCCCUGUUUCUACCACUAAUAUUGUUCCUAUUAACCAGGUUAAACUGAGUACUUCCAGUACUUUGAUAAAUAUUAUAACUUUUUUAACCCCUUACCCAUGGCAGGCAGGUGAGUUGUUAAAGGGACACUAUAGUCACCUGAACAACUUUAGCUUAAUGAAGCAGUUUUGGUGUAUAGAACAUGCCCCUGCAGCCUCACUGCUCAAUCCUCUGCCAUUUAGGAGUUAAAUCCCUUUGUUUAUGAACCUUAGUCACACCUCCCUGCAUGUGACUUGCACAGCCUUCCAUAAACACUUCCUGUAAAGAGAGCCCUAUUUAGGCUUUCUUUAUUGCAAGUUCUGUUUAAUUAAGAUUUUCUUAUCCCCUGCUAUGUUAAUAGCUUGCUAGACCCUGCAAGAGCCUCCUGUAUGUGAUUAAAGUUCAAUUUAGAGAUUGAGAUACAAUUAUUUAAGGUAAAUUACAUCUGUUUGAAAGUGAAACCAGUUUUUUUUUCAUGCAGGCUCUGUCAAUCAUAGCCAGGGGAGGUGUGGCUAGGGCUGCAUAAACAGAAACAAAGUGAUUUAACUCCUAAAUGACAGUGAAUUGAGCAGUGAAAUUGCAGGGUAAUGAUCUAUACACUAAAACUGCUUUAUUCAUUAAGCUAAAGUUGUUCAGGUGACUAUAGUGUCCCUUUAACAACUCACCUGCCUGCCAUGGGUGAAGCUCCCAUCACCUGGAUUGUGGGACAGGAGAUUGAUAGAAAAAAUAUGAGAAAUUGGCUGAAUAAUAGGACUUUUAAAUUUUAAAAACCAAAAAGUGUUAAGCAGCAGCACUGUUGCUCUUUCCCACAAUCCCCUUUGAUGCUGAAUUAGGCUUUUAAUCAUUUAAUACGAGGUUAUCUGGUGGUGGGUCUCCCCAUGACCUCACUUAAUGCCAAUGGGUGAAGAGUUGAAAAUCAGUGUCGGGGAAUAAAGUACCCCACUGCUUCCUACUUCCAGGUCUGGGCUGUGGGAUGGAAGUACAUUUAAAAGGACACUGUAGGCACUGUAAUUGUUUCCUUCCAUUGAAGUUAGCAUAGUGUCACUAUACUCAAAGCCUCAUGACCACUACAGUCCACUGUUCCCAUUAAAAGGAAAUUGUUUUACAAUGGUUUGCCACUUCUCUUUAUCCCACAGGCCACUGAGUUGCAAAAAAAAGCGACAGAGCUGCAUAAGCCAAAAGCCGAUGCUGACAUUAAUUCAUUGGCUGAGAGAAUCAGCUGAUCACUCUCAGUUAAUUAAUAAAACUGUGAAUAGAAUAUGCACAGAAUUAACAUUAGCAAGUCUGGUGUUCUGUCAGAAUCUUGACCCACACAAUGUCUGGCGCAGCCGCGUCACAUCCGGUGGAGUGGCAUCAUGUAUGGCCUGUGCUGCACUUGCGUGGUGAUGGGUCCAGAAAUCUGAUACACGCUACGAGCAUGCGCAAAAUCUGUCACUAAGACAUCAGCUAGCAUCGUAACUCGUCCUGCAAGGUAAGUAAAACUGGUGUGUCAAACUCGCAUCAUAGUUAGGACAUUCACUAAAUGUACUAGAGUGACAUUUAGGGUUACGUGAGGGUUAAAAGUAGGGUUAGGAACUAAUUUAGCCUCUCUUAUUCUAACCCUAGAAGUAAAGUUCAAAAUUAACCUUAGAUAUGAUUUUAAAUUCAGUUGGUUUUUCCCUAGGUGUCAAUAAUCUCUAAAUUAAGAAUUAAGGCAAUGAGCAGUGAUGGGUACAUAUGUCACAGCCCUGCGAAUAUGUUGGUGCUAUAUAAAUAUUUGUAAUUUGCGGGGGCUCUGGAAGUACACUUCUCCCAAAGCUCUCAGCCAAUAAUUGCUAGGUGGAUGCAACUAAGCUGGCUAAUACAGAAACAUAAAUUUCACAUUACAAACCUGGGUGCCAGGAAGAUUGGUCUGUUGUUUUUCAAACCAUUCAAAAAUGAUUUGACAAAAACAAAUUAUAUGGCAUACCCAUUCCACUGAGGUGUAGUGUGUAUGGUGCUUAGACAAGUGUCCCAUAAAUUAUUCAAAGCCAUUUGGAUACAUUUUUAAUUGUAUGAGUGUGGGAUAGGGCUCCUCCAAUUGCCUUUGUUGUUUUCAUGCUCUCUGCAGCUUUUAAACAAUGGAUUAUUAGAUUCUCUCUGCAAUCCUAAACCAAGUGUUGGAAUGGAAAGUUAUGCUCUAAAUUCCAUUACAAUCAUCUUCAAAAUAAAAUAGUUAUCUGCCAAACUUAAUGGUAGACUGCAAAAUAUACAGAAUUUAGCCAGUUGUUUUGCUACUGAUAACUAGUCUUUAAUAUAGAUAGUUACCUACUUGGGAUAUAUGGCUGAUACAUUGUACCAUUGUGUGGUUUACAGGACAGAGAGUAUUUGGGGCAAAGUAAUAAUCGAUGAUUAAACAAUUGCCCUUUGCUCCAAGUGCCCAAAUAUAACCUUACUUCUCUGUCAUAGUGCCAUGAUACCUCAUAGUCAUCGAUUUUGUAUAUCAGUCCAUAUUUUGGAGAAACCCAAUAGCCAUCAGUCCAUUUUCUACCUUGGCUGCAAUCCUUUGCUUAACCCCUUCCCGACCGCAGACGGAAAUUUUUCGUCAACCUUGUCCUUCAGUUAAGGACUGUUGACGGAAAAUUUACGUCAUUUACUAAAGUUAACCCCAGAUCGCGGGGUUAACGGUGCUCCGGUCUGCCUUUGUAUUAGAGGCAGACCGGGAGCACACGAUCAGGCUGCCCCAGCACAUGUGCUCAGUGUACUUACCUCCCGGGUUCUGUGUGAAGUGCAGGGAGACGGAUCAGAGCUGAUCCUCUUCUCCCUGUGUGAAAAUAAAAUAAAAUAAAGUUAAAUCCCACCCCCUCUUUCCCCUGCUUUAAUAAAAUUAACCCCUUCCCUGCCAAUUGAUCACUGACUACAGUGAUCAAUUGGCAGGGUAUACAUUUUAAUGUCAUCUGAUUUUUAUUUUUUUUAACACCUGAGGAUUUAUUUAAUUAAAAUAUUUUAUAAUUAUAUAUAUUUUGCUAGCUGGAGUGGGUGGGAGUUAUGGGAAAGGGGGGAAUUUACUAUUAGUGCUGCUUACUGCUAGUUAGGGGUUAACUGUAAAGGAAAAGUAAAAAAAAAAAUUUAAGUGUAAAAAAGUUAAGAAAGUGUAAAACAUUUAAUAAGUAAAAAAAAAAAAGUUUAAAAACUGGUUUUACAAAGUAAAAAAAGUUUUACAAAGUAAAAAAAUGCUCUUUACCACUACACUUGGUACAAGCUAGCGGAAAAAUGAUCCCACGCUAAGGUUCAAAAUAGGCCUUUUGAAUUACCCUGGGAUGUCUUUAAGAAAUGGUAUGCCUUUAUGGUGUAAUUGGAUUAUAUAGCCUGGUAAAAUACUCUAAAAUGGGACAUGGACACAGGGUAAAAAUUCAAAGUUUGAAAAAAAACUGGAAUGGCUGUGUCUCAAAUGUGCCCCUUCAAUAUCCACAUAUACCUGGCAAAGGUACAUACGGGGGUAUUGCUGUACUCAGCCGACAUAGCUGAGCAACAUAUGAAGUAGUAUACAGUCGUAGCACACAUAUGAUUUGCAAAAUAUACUGUGCAAACUCACUUUGUGUGUCAAAAAGGCAAAAAAAACGCUUAUUACCACUACACUUGGCACAAGCUAGCAGAAAAACUAUCCCACGCUAACGUUCAAAAAAUGCCUUUUGAAAUACCCUGGGAUGUGUUCUUUAAGAAAUGGUAUGCCUUUAUGGUGUAGUUGUAAUAUGUAGCCUGCUCAAGUGCUCCAAAGUGGAACACUGACGCAUCAAAACCCUCCAUGAAAAUUCACACUUAAAGGACCACUCUAGGCACCCAGACCACUUCAGCUUAAUGAAGUGGUCUGGGUGCCAGGUCCUUCUAGGGUUAACCCAUUUUUUCAUAAACAUAGCAGUUUCAGAGAAACUGCUAUGUUUAUGAAUGGGUUAAGCCUUCCCCCUAUUUCCUCUAGUGGCUGUCUCAUUGACAGCCACUAGAGGCGCUUGCGUGCUUCUCACUGUGAUUUUCACAGUGAGAGCACGCAAGCGUCCAUAGGAAAGCAUUGUAAAUGCUUUCCUAUGCGACGGGCUGAAUGCGCGCGCAGCUCUUGCCGCGCGUGCGCAUUCAGCCCAGGAGGAGGAUCGGAGGCAGAGAGCUCCCCGCCCAGCGCUGGAAAAAGGUAAGUUUUUACCCCUUUCCCCUUUCCAGAGCCGGGCGGGAGGGGGUCCCUGAGGGUGGGGGCACCCUCAGGGCACUAUAGUGCCAGGAAAACGAGUAUGUUUUCCUGGCACUAUAGUGGUCCUUUAAAAAUCUUAACUUGUCACUUCUCUUUUACAGCAGUGUAACUUCACAAAAUAGUGUCUAGGUCAUACAUUGGGCAUAUUGUUUUACUCAGAAGACUUAGCUGAGCAUAAUAUGGGGGUUUAAACUUAGUGGCACAUAUGAAAUGUACAAAAUGCCCAGCAAAAAUGUAAUCCAUAUGUAAAAAAUGCCCAAAAUUAUAUUUUACAACAUACUUUGGCAUAUAUAGGUGAAUAAAUGGGGGCAUGUUAAGGCACAAUAUGCGCCAUAUGAGAUACACUGGAGUGUCUAAUUUUACAAAUGGUAGGCCUUUGUGGGAUUUUUUUGAACAGUCAAACUGCUAUAAUACCCCAAAUUGAAGCAUAGGCCCAUUAAAUCCGCCUCUCAAAAUUCUACUGUAAAUGUUGAAACGGACAGGUCUCCUAUAUGGCACUGUAGCUUCACGAAAUAGUGUCAAAGACAUACAAUGGGGGUAUUGUUGUACUCCGCAGAAGUAACUGAACACAAAAUCAAAAUUUGUACAGGAAUAGCACACACCAUCUUUACAAAAUACACAUGAGAAGUUCUUUGUUAUAAGUUUGUGUGCCAAAACCCCCCAAAAAUAAAAUUUUACUCCAAUAUUUAGCAGAGGUUGGCGGUGAAAUGGCUACGUAGAAAGUGUCAAAAGAACCCUAGGUAAAUAGCCUGUGAAGUCUACUUUAUAUAAUAUAUACUUUUGUGUGGCAAUUUUGUUUUCUUUUAUGGCUAUUAAGCUUACAAGACAAACAUACCAAAUUCUAAAAUGGCUCCACAUUAAAAGUUUAUUUUACUCCUUGUGCUUUGUGACCUGUAACUACCAUAAAAUAACUUAAAAUCUCAGACACAUUAUAUAUUCUGUAAAUCAGAACAACUAAAUUAAUUUAUUUGUAAUUUAACCUGCACUAAUUAGGCACUCAUUAUUAUUGCAAAAACUGUGCAAAAAAACACAUUUUUAAAAAAAAAUAAUAAAUAAGUGUGUGUGUGUGUAUAUGUGUAUAUAUAUAUAUGUGUGUGUGUGUGUGUGUGUGUGUAUAUGUAUGUAUAUGUUACAUCAAAUUAAAGCCCUUUCUGUCCUUUAAAAAAACAGUAUAUAAUAUGUGUCGGUGCAAUAAACGAUAGAGAUGCUAAUUGCAGUUGAAUGCAUACAGCAAGAAAAUGCAAAAAUUGCUUGUGUCAUUAGCUUCUGAAGCUGUGUCCUUAAGGGGUUAAUAACUAAUUUUUUUAAUUUUUUUUUUUUUUGGGUAGAUAAACAAACAUUAGAUUAGUAGGUGAGGUUUUCAACAAACAUGUAUCACAAAAAAACUUGUCCUCUGGACACCCCUAGAGCCACACCCCUAAAAGAGAAUUGUUAAUUACUUAGGUGUGUACACACAAGUCUGGCAACUUUUACUGUAUUUUCUUUCUACAUUUGUUUUUCUGUUAUAUCAUAAUAUAAGAAAGGAUGAGUGGUCAGGUAUUUGCUAGUCAUAUGUACAUACAGGGUGCAGUGUACAGAGUUGAGGUUUUUGUACUCCGCAGAUAAAUGGAAGAGUGUGCUGAUAAGUCUUGUAGUAGCAGGAGCAUGAUAUGUUUGCUCAAUGUGUCUGCCAACAAACUUAUCCCAAAUUUAUUAAGUAUUAACCUCCCUUGGCACUAUAAGGUAUUGAGCUCUAUCUAGACUAAUAACCCACCUUGCUGCUUUCAGUUUAGAGGCAUAAUCUCUAAUGAUUUAGAAGAGAUUAUUCUUUUCUAAAAUCCUACAAUGUAAAUAACAUUAAUAAAAAUCCUGUUCAUGACCAAUUUUUAUUUUGCUUAUCCAGAACAUAAUAGUUUCACUAAUUAUUUCUCAUAUCUCGAUUCCUUUACUGCAUGCUUUUCCUCAUGUUACUUUGCCAAAUAUUAACCAGGUGGCUUGUAAUGAGACCCAAACAAAAAAGAGGUACCAUCUGAACAAAAGGCAUUGGAAAUCAACAAACCAAAAGUCUAACUUUUCCUCCCCAUACAUUAUUUUUCUAAAGAAAUAAAUUAAUAAGAAUUCUUAAGAUUAAUGAUUCACUUUCUGAAUAAUUGAAUCCUCUGGAAGUGUGGCUGUAUGAACUCACUGGACUCAUAACCAGUGUUUUAAGAUGCACUAUUUUUCCAGCCUAAAAUUAUAACUUGGUUACUAGUUUAGUGUUUAGUAGAAAAAUAAAUCCUAAUACGUGUGUCUGUUUAAUACACAAAGCUGUUUCAGCUGACUGUUUCACCCAGUAACCUUAUGACUUUUUAGCAAGGGGGAUGGUGAAUAAGAAUAUGUACUGAAGGAUUUAUACAAUGCAGGGGAGGCCUUGCUGCAUAUAGUGCAAAUGCAGUUAGUGCUAUGCAAACUUUGAUGCUUAAGAGCUACCAGAUGUAUUUUCCAUUUAAUCAAUAAAAUCACACAGCAUGCUCUUUGUAUCUUAAUUUGACACCAAUACUAAGGGGUGUUGUUCCUGCCUGGCCAAUCACUAACACAGACAAUUAGAUAAAUGCCUAGUCAGUCUUGUUUUCCUAAAGGUCAGUGACCCUGUGAAACUUAGACAAGGAACACAGAUACCUGACUUUCCACACCACACAUUCAGUUGCUCAUUGUGAGCAGCAAUUUCUAUCCAUUAUAGAACCAAAAAUAUACUCCUCUGGUUUAUUAUUGUCAGGAAUUCAAUGUGAAUACAAAGAUAAUUCAACAUUUUGAAUGCCUGUCCGUGUCAAGUUUUUAUUUAUAAAACUUGGUUAAAAGCAAUUUUUAAAUGUGGAACUUUUUUUAUUUAAGUUUGCAUUUCCUUAUGCCCCUUGUACCUUAAUGAUUACGCUAACACCCAUUGCCACGUGCUUUUAUCUAUUAUCUUUUCUUAAUUACCCUAUAAUCUCAAUAUCUGGGUGCUGCCAUUUUGUUUUUUCUCUGUCCAUGAUGUCUGCAGUUUGCCUUUUCCUGUUUGAUUGAGUUUACUGAUGUAUUGUGAGUAAAUUUGCUUUACCAAAUGAAAUGGAACUUUGCUUACGCUCCGCCCAUUGCCAAAAGAAAUCAUGUUCCCCAUAAGAAAAAUGUGUCACUAUGUUCCUUAUGUAUAACUAAAAACUAAGGUGAAUUUAAUUAAAAACAAAGAAGCAAGGAGAUACAGAGGGACAAAAAUUAUAUUUUAUUUUUUUUCCAAAGAUUAAUUUAACAACAAAAUCUACAAAGUGACAGAGCUGCUAUAAAGCACUGUCCUAUACCAUAGUCCUGUACAGAGAUUUCCAAGUUACUCCAGCUGUAGUUCACGCAUCGAGUGACGAUAUGCUAAUAAAGCAGUUAUGAAGUAAUAACCUUUCUGAGAAACUGCCCUUUAUGACAAUGAAGCUGGCUGAAUGUCUGUUUUCUCGUCCGCUUGGAUAGUAAUCUUAGCACUUUUUUUGAUUGACCUUGAUGAAACCUCUUCUUUUCACAAUUUAAUGGCUACAAGCACACGACAAGGGAAACAUUUUUACCCAUAUAUGUGUCGUGCUCUUCUGCUAAUUGUAAAUAUAUGCUGACUACUGUUUAUCUUUUUUAUACUAUUGCUGUGACUUUGAUGAAUUUCUGGCCCUUGCGUCCAAUAGUUUGAAAUUAUCUCUACUUCUAAGAGGCUGAGCUAGAUUGCCUCAACACAAUCAAUUUUACAUGUUAUAGGUAGGGCAUUACAUCAAAAGUGCUUCCUUGUAUGUAGAAUUGAUAUGCUGUUGCAAAGCAAUUGCAUUGAGAUUGCCCAUGAUUAAUGAAUGGCUAUCUACAUAUAAAUAAUCAUUAAAGUAAAAUUUCAAGCAUGGCCCUCUAACAUGGUUUAUAGUUGAUUCACAUGCCACUUUAGGGCAUCCGUAUUAAAAGGGUGGAGGUGUAGAUCCUGAUUUCAGUGUGGCUAAACAUAGGGCAAUCUUUCAGUCCUUGGUGUGUAGAAUGUUGGCUGACCUGAACUAAUAGAUAAUUUAACCUAUAAAUUGCAUCUAAAAAGGAAAAAAUAUUUACUUAAGGGACAUUAUUGUGCAAGUUGGUGACUGCUCAAAUUUCUCAUGAUUAUCCCCAUUAAUGACCACCUGUUAGAAUGUUUGUGUUAACACAGGGUCUGUGUAGCCAUACUUGAUAGUGAAAAGAAAGAGAAGGCUUUGUUUGUGGGCUUUUUUUUUUUUUACACCAUUAGCAAAAUGUAUUAAAAAUUCACAUUUAAUGCUUUCUUUAGCUAUGGCAUUGCUGGAUCCACAAAUGUGACAGGAGACCAAGUGAAAAAGCUGGAUGUUCUUUCAAAUGACUUGGUCAUCAACACCUUGAAAGCGUCAUACAGUAGCUGUGUUCUUGUGUCAGAAGAAGACCCGCAUGCCCUCAUUGUGGAGCCUGAGAGAAGGGUACGUACACUUUGUGAACACAUACACCAUUUAUACAUCACUUUAGUAAUUUAUCAUGGAAUUUGUUUUUGUGUAAUAACAUUUUAUUAUUGCAAAAGGCCUUAGCCGCACACAAAUGUGCACAUUUUGGUUUUGCAGUAGAUGGGUUUUAACCCCUUAAGGAGACAUGACAUGUAUGUCAUGUCAUGAUUCCCUUUUAUUCCAGAAGUUUGGUCCUUAAGGGGUUAAAACGUUUAUCAAUCUGAGGUAGAUGGCCAAAGAAUGCAGGAAUGGUGCAGAUGGCCUCUCUAGUUCAUCCACCUGUUGCCAGAAUAGCCUAGUUCUCUUGUAGUGUUAAGUUUAUUGCUAACAGUUCUUUGACACCAGUUCCACCACCCUUUACAAGCUCUGGAAGCUAACAUUAUGUAUUCAUUUUCUUUUGCCCUUUGCUUCAGGGAUCUGUAUACAGAGCCCGGUAAGUUUAGCUAUCUAUGUUUAGGAAGUUUCUUCAGUAUUGUGUUUGUGGUCUUGCAGUGAUGUAAUUAUGUUUAGGCAAUAUCUAGUUUGAAAAACAACUUGUAACUUUUCCUGUUGGGUUAUGUGUUAAGUAACAGUGAAUAUGGUUCCUCACAAAAGUUGGUUGAGGGUUUCCAUUGUGUGCCAAUGGUUUUGUAAUAUCAUAGUGUGCUACUGUUGUAAAAUCCUCCCCACCAAUAUUGGGUUAUUCAGUCCCUAAUUUAGUGUGUGAAAAUGCACUGUUUUACACCAACAACAUGACCUCCUCAUGUAUCAUGCAUUCAUAAACAUCCCCUAUAUUACACUGCAUUUAAUGUCUUAGACUGUGGUUCUUAACCUUUUAUAACAGGAACCCAUAUUACACACUUGGCAUAACAUUGUAGAUCCAGUCUUUAAUUUUAAAAUGACCAAUAAAUGAACCCAUUCUGUAAAACACUUUAGCUGCACUCUUGCUACUAUUUAAGGGGUCUGCAGUGCACUGGUGAUACAGUUGCCAGGGGCCUUAUGAAUAUGAUGUUCCACUAAAAUAGCUUGUGAACCAAUUCUGGAUUCUGACCCAUGAUCUAGGAAUCAUCGAAUGAAAAUGCUCUAUUCUAACUCAUACACAUAUUUAUGUACAGCAUCCCACACUAAGUGCAUGGUGUGUUAUUUAUACUAUAUUACCUUAGAGAUCGUGUUGAUUUGGGGAUUAAUACCAAACUACAUUUUUUUUUUUUUUUAUAUCAGUUUAGCAGGGAAAAGUAUGAACACAACAAAAUACAUUGACUAUAUUUACACUGCUAGCGUUGUUAACUUUAACAUAUCAUUUUAGGGUAAGUAUAUUGUCUGCUUUGACCCACUUGAUGGUUCCUCGAACAUCGACUGCCUUGUCUCUAUUGGGACAAUCUUUGCCAUCUACAAAAAGGUAAGCUUUCUUAUUCAUGAACAAACACAGUAUUGCACUUGUACAAAUGGCUAUUCUGUAACCAAAUUUAGAGGAGGAAAGGGUACACGCUAAUAGUUGGGUCUAUUUCAAUGAGAUGCAUUACCAUAUGUUUGAGUAUACAUCUUACUGUAUGUGUUUGAUUUCUGUGAGAAAACAUCAGAACUCCUCCCAAAUAGAAUAUAUGGUGCAAGUUUGAAAGGACAAUAAUAUUAGGUAGUUAAGCAGUUUGAAUUUGGAGUAAAUAAAAGCACAAAGCUUUUGUUAAAUAACUGUACAAAAUAAGCAUGGUUAUUUUAAAUAACAUUUUAUUUUACUCAAGAGAUAAUUAAAGGGACACUAUAGUCACCAGAACCAAUACAGCUUAAUGAAAAAGGCAGUGCUUACAUUGCUGCUUAUUAACUUCUCUAGUGACAAUCACUCAGACGGCCAUUAGAGAUGCUUUCUGUGUCUGUACUGCAUAGUGUGCAGCACCCAUGUACAGUGUCUCUACGCUCUGCAUGGAGGCGCUGAACUCUCUCCAUAGAAAAGGGAGAUGCGAUGCUAGGGGAACUGGGGGCCUAUAGUUUCAGGAAUGCAGUUUGUAUUACAGACACUAUAGUGUUCCUUUAAAUUGAUUUAACAAUGUAACCUAACGUCAGCCCAACUUCCACAGCGCAAAGCUCAUACAAUACAGAGCAGCAGUAUCUUCAAGCCAGAUGUUCCCUGCCAAAAGCUAAAGCCGACAAACUCAAAUGCCUCACAUUUACACACUAAUAAACUGUUAGAAAAAUGUACAGUUUCUAGGUACAAAUUGCUUUUUAGAUACAGAGUGCUGGGUUUUCAGUAUGAUUUCUAUGCAGUGAUAUAUCUUGUCAGUGUUGCUACAAAAAAAAAAAAAAAUCAUAAACAGAUUGUUGGCAUUUCCAUAUGGUUUGUUGAAUUUGAUUUUAAAAAAGUGUCUGUCUUUUCCAGACUAGCGACGGUGAACCCUCUGAAAAUGAUGCUUUGCAACCAGGCCGUAAUAUUAUAGCUGCAGGCUACGCAUUAUAUGGCAGUGCUACGAUGAUUGUUUUAGCUAUGGAAUGUGGCGUCAACGGUUUCAUGCUCGAUCCUGUGAGUGUUAUUUAAAGUUUAUUACUAACAAGUUUGCAAAAACAAAAGUAAAUCUAAAAGACUGCUAUUCAAUAAAUCUAUUUUUUUUUUUUUUUUAAACACGAGUACUAUAGUGCAGGUGGUGGCAUCCAAACCUAUUGUCCUUUGCCCAUGGUCCAAUUUAAUUACAAUCGGGGAGAGAGAAUAGCAAAAAGUCCAAAAGAGGAAUAAAAAUAAACUUAAUACCAUAUUAUUUGGGUGCAGCACAGAAAAGGCAGGAACAAAAAAAAGCACCAAUUUAUAAAGAAAAUGGUGCAUGUGCACAAAACUAACUUCUACAUGACAGCAAAUGUCACAAUUUGUAUAUGUAAUGCCCAGUGUGUUAAUUAGUACAAAUUUAAAUUACUACUUUGUGUUGCAUAUGCUCCUUACUACAGCCUUCAUCUUUUCAUGGGUGACCGCCUAAAAUCAUGGAACCACUUUUUCUAGUAUAUAAAAUAGUCUAAAUAAUAAAUAUGUAUUGAAUAUUAUAGUUCAUUUAUUUUGUGUUUGUUUUCUUAAAUAAAAUAAUUGAUCACACAUGGACUAGAAUACUGUUAUAAUUUCUGUUUUUAUUAAAGGAAACUAAAUCUCCCUCUUAUCCCCAGGCAAUUGGCGAAUUCAUUUUGGUCGAUAAAAAUAUGACGAUUAAAAAGAAGGGCAAUAUUUACAGUCUUAAUGAGGGCUAUGCCAAAUACUUUGAUGGUGCUGUUACAGAAUACCUGCAGAAGAAAAAAUUCCCUGAAGUGAGUAUUAUGUGAUGUUGUGUGAUAUAAUUUCAUUCAUAGUCCUGUAGGGUCGAAACCCUGACAGGGGCCCAGGGUCUGUAUACUAAUUGACAUUGUAUAUCACUGGGCAGUAUGGUCAAUAUUUAACCCCGAGCUUUCAACAACCAAAUUAAUUUCACAUAUACAUGUGGUUUUGUAAUCAGAAAUUUAGGGCAAUUGUGGUAAUGCUAAAAUACAAUGUAGAUCAGGGGUCAUCAACCUGGUCCCUACCUCCCUCCAUCCAGAUAGCUGAACGCUCUAUUCAUCUCUCGCGCACUCAGUGGUAAGCAGGAAGUGCGGGUGUGCAAAUUCGAAUGAGUGUAACACGCCGCUAGAGGAAGGGGAGGAGUUGGAGUAGGUGGGGGAUACACGAUAGCAGGGAGUGGAGUACUUGGAAAAUAGGAGAAAGAAGGAGCAGAGUGCUUGUAGAAUAGGAGACAGAAGGAGCAGAGUACUUGCAAAAAAGGACAAAAAAGAAGGAGCAGAGUACUUGUAGAAUAGGAGAAAGAAGCAGAGUACUUGUAAAAAAGGAAAAGGAGAGAAUUGUUGUUGGCCAAUAAUAAGGGAGGGGAUUGAGGAGGGAGGGGAGCUGAUGCACGGAUGAGAAAUCACAUUAUGAGGAAACCGUCUGAGUAUCACCACAAGAGGAGACCUUCCUUUGUUCCUUACGAAAAUCGAACUAGAUAUCAAAUAUUUAGUCUCGCAGCAUCAGCCUCAAGGAUCCGAUUAAUCAGUAGUUAAAGCUAAUUUCAAUUUACUUUAUUGUUUUCUCAUUAAACUUUAUAAAGUUAAAAACAUUAUAAACAUGCAUAAAGUAGAAAUAAAAAGAUAAAUGUACGUACAUUUAAAAAAUGGGGUUUUUUUUUGUUUGGUUUUUUUAAACACCCUCCUUUCUAAAACAAUAUUCCGCACUUGCGCUAAAAAAAAAAAUGAAAAAAAAAAUAAAACUGGUGGGCGGUAAGGACAUUUUUCCAUCAUGAAAGAUGCAUUAGUGGGCGGAAGGUAGAACAAGGUUGACUACCCCUGAUGUAGAUAAUUAUAUAUUUUUUGCCUUAUCCAUUUUAUUUAUUGUUUAAAAGGAUGGCAGUUCACCUUAUGCAGCAAGAUAUGUUGGUUCAAUGGUUGCUGAUGUGCAUCGAACUCUGGUAUACGGAGGAAUUUUUCUGUACCCUGCUAAUGUGAGGAGUCCAAAAGGAAAGGUGAGAACUGGUUUGACAGGACAUUAUUGCUUGAAGAAAAAAUGCUUUAAGCUGGGUUAAGGUAAUCACAACCAUUAUGUUGGGUAUUUUGCACCUUUUAAGCAGAUGAGUUGUCUAACUAGUGUUGAAUGUUCCCUAAGGCUCCAAGAUCUCUACAUUUUGUCCACAGUAAAGCCUUUCAGUUUAAUAAACUGUUUAAGAUUUUUUGAGAGGUCUCCUGCUUUUACAUAACCGUAACAGGAUUCAAAUUAUCGCAUCAUUAAAUUAGAUUAUAGUUGGUAGAUAAAUUUCUCUUUGACUAGUUAUCAAAUGUGUUUUGAACUGUAAAUAUCCCUUUUUAUUACUUACAUCACUUGUUUUAUUGUCUGUUCAUUUAUAGUUGAGGCUUCUGUAUGAGUGCAACCCAAUGGCCUACGUCAUGGAGAAGGCUGGAGGAAUGGCAUCUAAUGGACUGGAGCCAGUGCUGGACGUAGUUCCAACUAGUAUUCACCAAAGAAUGCCUAUAGUCAUGGGCUCACCAGAUGAUGUACAGGAAUAUAUCGAAAUCUUCAAAAAACAUGCCCAAAAGUGAGGAACAGUUAAUGUAACUUCUGGCAGACGGACCAAAGAAUUCAGAAUUCAUUUACCUACCUGCACUAUUACAAAAACCUCAGGAACCUUGAUUUUUAUAGACAAUGCUGGGUCUAAUGUAAAAAAAACACAAAUAAAAAGCUUUUAUAUAUUCUGUACUCUGG
Messenger RNA from Pelobates cultripes (western spadefoot toad), 14663 nucleotides. NCBI's taxonomy places the organism in Eukaryota, Metazoa, Chordata, Amphibia, Anura, Pelobatidae. The record is from the annotation of a GenBank genome assembly.